This is a messenger RNA of Symbiodinium sp. CCMP2456, 831 nucleotides long. NCBI's taxonomy places the organism in Eukaryota, Dinophyceae, Suessiales, Symbiodiniaceae. The record is from the annotation of a GenBank genome assembly.
AUGGCAGCCCGGGGCUCAUCUGCCGAGCCUUGGCCGCUUCCGCGAUGCUUCCCAGAGCGCCUGGCCGAGGCACGGGCUGCGGCAUCGUCGUCUUUGCGCCCAUGCGUGCUUCUGACCACGGGCGCCAUGAACCCGCCCCACAAGGGGCAUGCGCAGCUUCUCCGACAAGCUGCAGAAAGGCUUCAGAGAGAAGGCUACUGUGUGCUCGGCGCAUGGAUGUCUCCUUCGCAUGACGACUACGUGGGGCCCAAGGCUUUCCGCCUGGGCACCUUGCACCUGAGCAGCGGACUCCGGUUGCAGCUGGCGCAUUUCAUGGUCCGUGAGGACGACUUAGUGGCCGUUGGAAGCUGGGAGGCCAAUGUCACGGGGCGAUGGCCAGAUUUCCCCGAGGUGGCCGCGGAGUUGGAGAAGCAGAUCCAGGGGCGGAUUGAGGAUCCAGGAAGCCUUGGAUCCAUGCCCCGAGUGUUUUACGCCUGCGGAACAGACCAUGCGAAGCGCUGUGGUCUUUACCAGGGCUUUGGGCGCUUCGGCGGAGAAGCGGAAAACGUCGGUGUCGUGGUCGUCCCGCGCGAGGGCGAGGUGGCUCAACCGGAGAGCCCGGGCAAGUUCGUUUUCGUGGCCUCUGCAGCUCCCGGUGAUGUGGCGAGCUUCAGCUCCACGAAAAUCCGUGAAUCCUUCAAGACAGCCGGGCCAGAAGAGCACGAAUACCUCUGCCAUGCCAUUUGUGAGGAAGCGGCCGACUUCAUCCUGCGCCCCAGCGCCGAACAGCGGGCAGCGUACAAAGAGGAUUUCAAGAAGCUGGAACAACAGCUGAUCGCUUCCGAUGCUUAG